Neospora caninum is the source of this 4422-nucleotide messenger RNA. RefSeq lists its product as hypothetical. Lineage: Eukaryota; Apicomplexa; Conoidasida; Eucoccidiorida; Sarcocystidae. Bases 1 to 4422 code for a protein of 1473 amino acids. The transcript is spliced from 3 exons. The record is from RefSeq and is a predicted model, not a curated record.
AUGGCGCCCGCAGUCUCGCUCCUCUCUCACUCUCUGCCUCUUGUUCCUUCUCCAGUCUUCUCUAGUGUCGACGAGGCUGAGCAAGAGAUUCAGUUGAGAAGGCCAGGGAGAGGCUGCGAAGAGGCCAAAGAAAAGAAGGGAGACGCGCAUGAGAGAGUGCGGGAUCUCUGCGAGCGUCUCGCGCGUCUCCCUUCUUCCUCCCCGCCCCUGGGAACUGACAAAGGAGAGAAUUCUUCAACGCAUGCCCCGGGUAGCGCUCGUGCAGAUUCGGCGAGAGGAUGCUGCCAGGCUCAGGCUUUGCCUGAAGAGGAAAAGGGAGAGAAAGGAUUCUGCUCCGAUUCCAAGACGCUCACCUCGUGCGGCGAUCGAGGCGAUGGCCAGUCGCAUAGGCUCGCGGCGCUCGAAGACGCAGAGGAAGAAGGGAGGAGGUCAGGAGGCGUGCUGUGUGCCUUUUCCGUGCAUGCACUCAAGGCAUGGGUACCUCAGCACUACCCGUAUUGUGCUGCCGCCGCCGCUGUAGGCGCGUGGAAUGCCGUGCACCACCUCGCCUUUCCUAGGGGCGAGAAAAAGCGGGGCGAGAGACAGAAAGACGAGAGUGAAGGGAGCAAGGAAGAGAAGAGAGAAGAGAGACAGGAAGACGAGCAGAAGGAUAAGGAGACUCUGGAGGGAUCCACAGGUGCGCCGGUGAACCAGAGUGGAGCAGAACUCAGAGAGAAGAGAGGAGAGCAAGACACAAAAGAAGAAAGACAAGGGAAACGUCAAACUCGAGAGGACGAACCACGAGAAGACACAGGACGGCAAGGCACUGAGCAAGGCGAAAAAGAGAGAGAAGAGAGGGAAGAGAGGAGAGAAGAGAGACAAGAGACGCGAGGUGGAGAAGCAUCUGGAUCUGUGGUCGGGACGAUUCCCUGUUUUUCGUCUCCUUCCGCCCAGAGCGUGGAGUCGGGACUGAGUGCGCUCCUCGACCGCGCCACUGCGUCCAGGAGAGCCACGCGAUACCGUUUUCUUUCGCUGAUUUUGUCGCCCUUGGAGAUGCGAGACAGAGGCGUUAGAGAGCAGGCUCGAGGAGAAUUGAUUCACCUGGAGGACGAGGUCCUCGACAACCUCUUUGCUGCUGAGGCGGAAGAGGAGAGAAAGAGAAAACAGGAACGCGAGCGAGAAGACAGAGGGCUGACCCCGCAGAGUGGAGAGACGGGCUCAGACAGAGGAAAAGAGCAAGAGAGGAGGAAGUUUCGAGCGGAAGAGAAAUCAAAGAACAAUAAGGAAGGCGAAGAGGCGGAGGAAGGCGAGAAGAAAGAGGAUGAGAGAGAACGUGAGGAGCGCCACCAGCAGGAGGACAGGCGCGAAGGCACACAAGUGAAAGCGGCAGGAGAAGAAGAAAAGAGAGAGAGGGAACAGAAGGGGGGACAGGGAGGCGCAAAUACAGUAUGGCGAGAGAAAGAAGAGGAGGAGAAUGAAGAGGCGAAAGAUGAGGAGAACUACGGGGACAGGGAGGAGACCAAAAGAAGUGCAACUGGGAGGCAUGAGAUGUCGGAGUUUCCCGCAUUUGAUUCCACCCGCCGAGACACCAAAAGAAGGUGCCAACGGGCUCUUGUUCUGCGUCUUCUGCAUGCGAGUUUGGAGGCUUACUUCCCUUCCUCAACAGGAAAAAGAGACGCGGACAAACAGUUGCAUCCUCAGCACCUUCUCUCUCCUCGCGAUGGAGAGACGCAAACGGACUCUAGAAAAGAAAGAACAGGAGACGUGGAGAGUCCGCGUGCGUCCGGCAAGGAGGGCGAGACAGAGGAAGAGAAGAGAACAGCUGGAGACAUAUCGGCCUGGUCUUUCACCUGCACGCCCCGUGGGGCGGCAGCCGCUGGACCAGAGGAGCGAGGGGAGGACGAAGCGCGAAAAGGCAGAAAGGUCCAAGGAGGGAGAGAAAGGCAAGGGGGGGAGCGUGGAGAAGAGGAAGGCGGAAACGAUGGGAGCGACUACUCCGUAGGAAAGAACCAAAGAACCGAGAACGAGGAAACCGAACCCGCACGUGAUGGGGAAUCAGGGUGGGGCGAGAGAGAGCGCGAAGAAUGUGGGAACUCGAUUGUCCCUCGACCAGAUCUCCCAACACUUCGGUCUUGGACAGCUGCAGCGUCCCCACCCCACAAAACUGUCUCUUCUUUCCUGCCCUGGAACGAAACGUGGAGCGUGCGGCGUCGGCUAGCUUUCGCUCUUCGGGUUGUCUCUCCCACUGUACAGACACCUCAACGAGGAGAGGAGGACGCAGGAGAUAGAAACGUUUUCCGGGGUGCUCCUCCGGCUCUCUUUUCUGGAGUCCCAGAGGAAAGGGAAGAAACAAGGGAAGCAUUGCAACAGGUCCAAGACCAACAAGACAAGGGACGUGAAAUGACAGAGGACAUGUUUUGUUUUUCGUGUUUGCCUUCUGCCGUUUCUCUCGCUUCCUCCUCGUCUUCGGCUAGCUCGAUCUUCCCCCACGCUGCUUCGCCUCCUGGUGGUCCCUCCAGCACUAAUUUUUCUGUCUCUUCUUUCGAGUCCGCUCCUAUGUGGAUUGUCUGCAUGCAUCUUUCAAAGAAUUCUCGUGGACAACCUCGUGGCUGUCACAGACCGAGGCGGGGGUCAGCACAGACGGCGAAAGGGAGACAGAAGGCUGCAGAGUUGUGCGUCGAGACAGCUUCUUCGAUCGGCGAGAAAAUAGCGCAAAGGGGAAACAACAGUCGAAGAAAGAGGGUUCGGCAGGAGACCGAGUGUCCCAAUGACGAAGAAAGAAACGAGUGCGGAGCAGGGAGAGAAAGAGACGGAGAAAAAGAGGGAGGCGGCCUCGAAGAGGACAUGCUCGGAGUGGUACCGCAGCAAGAACAGGGAGAAGGUGGGGCGAAAGAAGACAGAGAAGAAAGUGAACAAGACACGACCGAACAGGAGCCGCCACGCGUGUGUGCGGCGCGUGCUCCAAGCCGACUGAUGCCUGCGAAGAAAGAAGGCAGCGUUUUAUCCACGCAGAAAAGGAAAGAAAAAACGUCUCUCCGUGGGCCGACGACAGCGACGAGGAGCAAACGGGGCCUUGCAUUCUUCCGAAAAGUCGUGGCGAAUCUCGAAACUCUCUUGCAAAGAGGUCAGGCAGAAAGGCGGCUGACGCUGGCGAGGCCCAGCACAAGACACGUGGGGAACAAACAGCUGCUGGAGGCGUUUGUGGACAUCGAGGCGAAGAACCAUCGGUGCCGAGGGGUUGAAAGGAACAGAGAGGAGAAGAGGAGCGGCGGAGAGACAGAAGCAGGAGAGUGGACAAGGAGAAGUGAAGAGGGCCGGAAAGAAGGACGCGAGGACAGUGAAGUGGAGGGAGAGGACGGAGAGCGUGAGGUAACGGGAGACAAGGCAGAAGGAGAGAAGGUGGGAGCAGAGCGAACAAGACGGGAGGAAGCAAAGGUAGAAGACGGAGGAGAAGGGGGAAAGAACGAGGACGAAAAGGAGAUUGAGAGCAUGGGAGAGCUUCACUCAGACGCAGACCGACGGGACGCUGGUGAAGAUCCUGCUUCGAAGGGAGGAGAGGGAGACGAAGGAGACGAAAGGAAGGGAGCAGAAGAAAGAGAGACGGAAAGAGACUUCAGUGAGUGGCUGGGGUCCGCGUGGAUAUGUCCUCUGUGUAGCUACGGUGUACGAGCCUUUGCGGUAAUGGGAGGGCCAGGGACGCAAAGCAAGUGGAUUGUGAGGAGAGAGAGAGAGGAGAAAGAGAGCGAGGCCAAGGAAUGGGAAGAAGAGUCGAGCAGCAAGAAAGAGCGCAUGGGGGAGGAGAAAGGAGAGCAGGAAGAGGAGGAGACUCGGGUCGGGACGGGAACGGAGGACGCGUCUGAGACCGGGAGCGUGAAAGAGGAGAAAGAAGAGGCCAAGAGGGAGAAGAGAGGCGAGGACGAGUCGGAGAAGACAGAAACAGGUGCUGAGAGAGCGCAGACGGAACAGGAUACACAUACUGAAAGCGCGGAGACACGCACAGAGACUGAAGGGAAGAAGGCAGGCGAGGUCGAGGGAGAGGCGACCAGGGACGAAGUCGAGACAGAGUGGAAGCGCUUUCGCGCGGCCUUCGAAGAGAAAGACAGUGUCCUCGUGCUCCAUAUCCAGAACCACUACGCUCUCGUUUUCGGCUGGAGAGAAGUCUGGGAGGAAGCAGUCGAGCAGGAAAGAAAGGAAGACACGGAAGAGAUACCUGAGGGUGGUGCCCCGGAGAAGGGAGAUCUCGGAGAAGCAAAGAAGUCCCACGACCUAGAAAUCGUCUCGGGCAACGUGCAUCCUUUGGGAGGCCGCGAACCAACCACCCUCCCAUGCCUCUCUGGCGGGGCGCGGAAAACCCAGGACCGUCGCCACCCCUCGUUCGUCAGAAACGAAAAAGACGCAGGAUCCCUCUUAGACGCAGGGUUUUUUGAGGAUCACAGAUCUUAA